CUCUGUGCUACUUGCCACCGGCCAGAAGUGCACAGAGGGCAGAAAUGAAGGGCAACGGCAGGAUGGGGGGCCUCUCGGGGGCCAUCCUGGUCUUCUUCAUUGCCGCUCAGGUCUCCUUCCAAUUUGCUGGGGCAGAAGCGCGGGCCUUCCCAGAAUCCGGCACGAGUCUGAAGAGGCCGAAGAGAGAUUGGGUCAUCCCUCCGAUCUCAGUGCUUGAGAAUGAGAGGGGUCCCUUCCCCAGGAAGGUGGCGCAGAUCAAAUCCAAUAAGGACAGAGAGACCACCAUCUUCUACAGCAUCACUGGGCAAGGAGCAGACGCACCCCCUGAAGGCGUCUUUACUGUGGAGAGGGAUUCUGGCUGGCUGGAGGUGACCCGCCCGUUGGACAGAGAGGCCAUCGACAAAUACAUUAUCUACUCCCAUGCGGUCUCUGCAAAUGGAGAGCCUGUUGAGGACCCCAUGGAAGUCAUCAUCAAGGUGACCGACCAGAACGACAACCGGCCCCAGUUCACCCAGCCCGUCUUCUACGGAUCAGUGCAAGAAGGAGCCACGCCAGGUACCAGCGUGAUGCAGGUCUCGGCCACUGAUAAAGAUGACAGUGUGGAUUCCUACAACGGGGUCAUCACCUAUUCCAUCAUCAGCCAGGACCCGCCAGAGCCCCACCCCCAAAUGUUCACGAUCAACAGGGACACAGGCACGAUUAGUGUAUUCACAGCUGGCCUGAACAGAGAGAAAUUCCCCAAGUACACGCUGAUCCUCCAGGCUGCUGACAUGCAGGGACAAGGCUUAACCACUACAGGGACAGCCGUGAUUACUGUCACUGACACGAAUGACAACCCCUCGGGUCCUGGCGAAGGAGGGGCUGAGCUGACGGUCCACGCACUGAACGUUCUCACUGGCCUCCCUGCAACAGGCCUGGCUCUGUGGCUUGAGGAUCCCCAACAGCCACAGGCACAGAUCAUGGCAAGCACCACAAACACCAAAGGGCGCAUGGACGAGAGCAGCAGGCUGCCCAAGAGGCUCAAGGCUGGCACCUACAAGCUGCACUUUGAAACUGGAGCUUACUGGCGGCAGCAAGGCUACACCAGCUUCUACCCCUACGUGGAAAUCGUCUUCACAAUCACCGAAGCAGAAGAGAAGGUCCACAUCCCCUUGCUGCUCAGCCCCUUCUCCUACACCACCUACCGGGGGAACUAGCAGAAGAGAACGGAGGCCACUCGCGGCUGCACAAGCAGGCUCAGGCACGGGGCUCCCCGGAGCUCUCUGCACCCCUCCCCCUACUCCAGGCCAUGAGGAUAAUAAUAAAAGGCAAAGGGAUGUUGGGAGAGCAAACA
Molecule: messenger RNA, 1333 nt
Organism: Eublepharis macularius
Lineage: Eukaryota; Metazoa; Chordata; Lepidosauria; Squamata; Eublepharidae
Product: B-cadherin-like
Exons: 9
Coding region: 45-1196 (383 amino acids)
Biological process (GO): purine nucleobase metabolic process; calcium-dependent cell-cell adhesion; multicellular organism development
Cellular component (GO): adherens junction; catenin complex; plasma membrane
Molecular function (GO): hydroxyisourate hydrolase activity; cadherin binding; calcium ion binding
Source: RefSeq, a predicted model, not a curated record